Messenger RNA from Amaranthus tricolor (Joseph's coat), 1860 nucleotides. RefSeq names its product dol-P-Man:Man(5)GlcNAc(2)-PP-Dol alpha-1,3-mannosyltransferase. Gene Ontology annotation, molecular function: dol-P-Man:Man(5)GlcNAc(2)-PP-Dol alpha-1,3-mannosyltransferase activity. NCBI's taxonomy places the organism in Eukaryota, Viridiplantae, Streptophyta, Magnoliopsida, Caryophyllales, Amaranthaceae. Gene Ontology annotation, cellular component: endoplasmic reticulum. The record is from RefSeq and is a predicted model, not a curated record. Bases 234 to 1571 code for a protein of 445 amino acids. The transcript is spliced from 14 exons.
GGAUUCUUUUAGCUUACCUACUCAUUCUUUUCUUAAUCUUUUCUUUUUUGUAUCAAAAUUUUGAAGCAAAUUAAUUGAUUAAAAGACCAAAGAAAUUCAAGAAGGCAAUAAGCAGUACACACUCGCACCAAAAGCGACGCAAAGCAAGAGACUUUACCCGACGCUCAAUUUGGUAGGUACACCAUUUUUUCCAGCUGAGGUAUAAUAGAAAGCUGGGAAUUUGUGAAUGAACUAUGGGUGACAAGUUGAGAUCAAAAGGAAGGAAAUCCAAGGAAGUUAGUUCAUUGACUGAUGACGAGCUUUCGAAACCGUCCUCUAUUCCAUUAAAUAGAGCUAACGAAAAUUUAGCUGGGAUUUUUGCCUGCGCUCUUCUUAUUUUUGAUUCAGUACUCAGUUUUCUCAUAAUUACUUAUGUCCCAUACACAAAAAUAGAUUGGGAUGCUUAUAUGUCACAGGUAUCAGGAUUUCUUGGUGGGGAGAGAGAUUAUAGUAACUUAGAAGGUGACACUGGGCCGCUCGUCUAUCCAGCUGGUUUUUUGUAUGUAUAUUCAGCCAUACAGUACAUCACAGGAGGACAAGUGUAUCCUGCUCAGAUCUUAUUUGGUUCUCUGUACAUUAUUAACCUCGCCAUUGUGUUGUUCAUCUAUAUCAAAACUGAUGUGCUUCCUUGGUGGGCGCUUACCCUGCUUUGUUUAUCAAAGAGGGUGCAUUCCAUUUUUGUACUUAGGUUAUUCAACGACUGCAUUGCAACAACACUUCUAAAUGCUGCACUUGCAACCUUUCUUUAUCAGAAAUGGUGGUUGGGGUUAAUAAUAUUUAGCUUCGCAGUUUCAAUAAAGAUGAAUGUGCUGCUGUAUGCCCCGUCCUUACUGCUACUACUGUUGAAGGCUAUGGAUAUCAGUGGAACAAUAGUGGCUCUUGGAGGGGCUGCAUUGGUUCAGAUCCUGCUAGGAUUACCAUUUUUAGUAUCAUAUCCAGUAGCCUACAUAUCGAGAGCCUUCAAUCUUGGACGUGUUUUCAUCCACUUUUGGUCUGUUAACUUCAAAUUUGUUCCAGAACCAAUCUUUGUUUCAAAAGCGUUUGCUGUUUCGUUGUUGAUUAUACAUCUAGGACUGCUUGCUUGUUUUGCUCACAAGAAAUGGUGCAAGUAUGAGGGUGGUCUUCCGAAGGCUUUACAUUCUGUAUACAUCUCGACUCUAAGUUGCUUCCCUCUUCAACAACUUUACGCAUAUGGCUUGACCUCAAAAACACUCGCUGCUGAACAUAUUUUAACGAUCAUGUUUGUUGGAAACUUUAUUGGUAUCGUAUGUGCCCGCUCACUGCAUUAUCAGUUUUACUCCUGGUACUUCUUCAGCCUGCCAUUUCUUCUUUGGAAGACACCUUUUCCUUCGUUGAUCCGCAUCGCAUUGUUUGUGGGAGUCGAAUAUUGUUGGAAUGUUUAUCCGUCGAACACAUACUCGUCCGCUAUACUUCUUUGCCUCCACUUGAUAAUUUUGUGGGGACUGUGGAUUGCUCCCCCAGAAUACCCUUAUAUCGAUGGCAAAUCAUCAGCGGAGAGGAAGAGAAAAUGAUACAUAUAUCAUAAUCCAUAGAAAUGAUUAGUUAACUGUUCGCCUUGCGAGUUGAUGUAAGUGGAUUAUCACUCGUCAAUUCGUCAUCGCCCCCUACUGAUAGAGAUUCCGAUCCCUCAAACUAGGAUGUGGAAGGCCAAUUGGCUCAUCGAUGUAACAUAGUUACCAUUCACUUUUUUUUGGAUGUAAUGACUACUUAGAUUUGGAAAAUAUGUAGCAGGACUACAAUUUUGUUCACAUUUGUUUAUGCUUUUAACACCAAAUAGCACUCCAGAAUAGUUUUCUUGUA